AUAAGGUGGACGAGGGACGAGAGGACGGUAUACUCUUGGCUUUACAUUACUGUGAUCCUGAAUGUAAGUGAUUCUUAUCGGUUAUCACAAGCCCAGCACAUCCAGGAAAAUGAAAAAUAUGUCUUAGUUGAAGUCUAAGAUGAGUAAAACACUACUCUUUCUAAAUGGACAACCGGUGAUCUUGACAAGUGAGGGAACAGAGUCAGUUGUCCAGGACAACACCGCCCUCGCGUCAUCAAUUGAAGGACAAGGAAAUGUUGAAUCACACAAUAAUGCAAAAGCAAUCUUUGAUCCUGGAAUGGGAAACAAGCUCACUCACCCUUCAGGAGCUAGACUGGAGGAGUCUGAGAAUCUUGGAGAUAACAUAAGACCUAAUUCAGUUCAGGUCAAAGUUAAUGGCAGAGAAGUGCCUGGGUUUAUGCUUCCACAAGAUAAGACAGGAACUGUUCAUAAAGUCAUAGGUCAAACUCUUCACCAGUCAAAGGUUGAUUAUGGAUUACUCUCACCAGAAAAAAUUGCAAAUGUUAAUGUUCCAGAAAAGGGAAAUGAAGCUGAAUCUGGAGCAAUUUUACAGCUUCACAAUGCACUUGUACAGAGAGUCAUUACAAAAGAAUCAAAUUUUGCUGAUGCAGGUGAAGAGAGCUGUGGAAGUGAUGUGUUUACUCUGUCAGCAAAUACUCAACUUUUACACUCUCAUGUAGAGGGCAGGACAGUAGUUGGUAGUCAGGAAGAUAGCUCUGUAGAAAGCCUUCAGAAUAUUGUGAGACUUCCUAUUGUUUCAAGCCAGAUGCAAGUUGAUGGCCAAGGUGUAAAUAUAGCUACAGAUCAAGGCCAAGUUAUGCAUGUAGGUACAGAUGAGAGCCAGGGACAGCCAAGGAAUAUGUCUACAAUAGUUGCCAUCAUCCAGGGAGAAGAUGGUUCUACCCAAACUAUUGAGCUUUCACCCGAAGAGGCUUGCAAACUUAACCUUCAACUGCUUGGUGGAAAUGUUGGUGCUGAGCAAAACCCAGUUCAUCCUUCACCAGUGAAACUUCAGGAAUUGUCCACACCUCACCUAAACCUGGCAACUGACCAGAAAAACCAAAUAACAGAAAUUGACAACAAUAGUGAGGGUUUAGAAGGAGGUACUUCAUCUGUAUUUCCCGAGGAGGAUAGGCAUGAUGGGAUAGGUGGAAAUGGUUCUUGUGACAUAUCAACUAGCGAUGCAGAUGUUAGUUUAGGACCUUUUCUUUUAAUCCCUGAGUAUAAUGCUGAUGGUAGUAUUUCCAUGCUCCAAAUAAGAGGUUCAGAUUCUGAUGUUUCUUCCGAAGUAUCAGUUCCAGAGCCCCUUGAUUCCAACUCGGUUUCAAUAAGUAAUGCACAGUUUCAGCCUUCAAGAGACACUUCUGAGAAAACUUUAAUGUCCUUUCCUCGUUCAAAUCAAAAUGUGCCGGUCAGUACUCACCAGCAAGCCAAGAAACACAGUAACAUUAAACCAAAACACAUCGACUGGAAGGCUAUUGCUCCAAAAUCAACACCUAGAGUCCCUGGUAGUAUGUAUCUACGAGACAUAGCAAAGCGGACUAAGUUCAGAAAUCUAAUAUCAUUUUUGGACACUAAACAAACCUAUCAGGAUAUUGAGAUAAAAGCAGAGGAUAUGGAAACCGUAACACCUACUACGUUGAGUGCAUCAAUAGCAGGGCUCUCUAAUGCAGUAAAUGUAUCACCCCAAGCCUUAGUAAUACCAUCUUCUGCUGGAUUUACCUUAGGUACCAGUAGUGGGCUGUUAAGAAGUCCAUCACCACUUCUGGCUGAGAGAGGAGUGACACCUCCCAUAAAAGUUGAAGAUGUAGCAUUGCAUCUGUCCCACCAUCCUUCGUCAAAUUCAGUUCUACACAACGAACAUAAGACUCAAUUAAAAGAGGAAUCAUCAGUGUGCAGUGACAGAGCCCUUACCAUUAAAGUCAACACUGGACCCAUAUCUGUGACUGACUCCACAGUUUUCACUACAGCUUCAUCUACAACACCAGAUCCUUCCAUCAAGUGUGAAGAAUCAACGGAGGCCCUGGCAGGCUGUAGUCAGUCUAACUCAAACCCUCCGAGCCUGAUUACUAUCGUGUAUUGUUCAUCUGGAGGGGAUGAAACCCCCCUCACAGUGCACCUUCCAGGGGUUGAUAACACGAAGCCUCUUGGGUCUAGUGAGAACCCAAUACAACUUGUGCAGCAGGGUAAUACAUUUCAGGCUCUGCAGCCUGUUAAAGAGAGACAGUUAGAACAGAUUACAACCUUACUGCAGCAGAGCCGCAUCACUGCACCACCUACCGUUCACCAUGAUGAGAUAUAUGAUCCAAAAACUAAUAUGAAAAUUGUCUACAAGGUUGUGUUUCCUGAGGGCAUCCUUCAUGGAGAAGAUGAUGAUGAUGAAAGCAAGGAUGACAUCUUGUGGGAUGCCCGGCUGGGAUUGCUAGAAGAAAAGCGGAAGGGAAGAAAAUCAAAGGACUGGAGAAAAAUUAAGCUACAUGAAGAAGAGGAAAUUGAUGUUGAGAUAAUGGAUGAAAACGAAGAAAGGAAAAAACCCAUUGCUCGCACACGCUCAGGACGUAUAUCAAGACCACCGCGUCACAUGGUGAGGGAUUUCAAACAUCUCCACCCUAUUAAUUUCAAUGAUGAUGACAAGGACAAGGAUACUCCUAGCAUUGGUUAUUCAGACUAUGCUGAGCACCACCAGCCUGAACCUGAGGAGAAACCACCAGUGCCAGCCAUUAUUGAGUUGCCUCGGCGGAAGAAGCGAGAGGUGCCUGCUUUAACUCGUCUUCGCUACACUUGUCUGACAUGUGGCAAACUGUACAUGGGACGCAUGGAAGCCCAUUACCAAAAAUUUCCUGACCACCGCCGAGAGCACCCACUUUCCCCAAGUGACCUUAAGCAGUCAUAUUCUGCCAUUAAGACUUUAUCAGAUUCUUCAAAGCUCAUUACAGAUGAGGGUAGUGAAAUUAACAAAUCUGUCCUGAGUCCCACCCCAGGAACCCAGGCCUCUGAGACCAGUGGAGAACCUAGUUUGCCCAUGGAAACGCUUACCACCCAACCCAUUAACACCCCAACCAGCUUACACACACAACAGCAGCCAAGCACUAGUUCACAUGAGCCUCAGUUUGAUGUCCCUACUGAGUUGAAUUCGGUAAAACCAAGCCGAGGCAGAGGUCGUAGAGGAAGAAGAGGACGUCGCAGUAGAGGAAGGGGAGCAAAGUUUGGUGGGCCAGGAAGAAGUGCAGUGGCAGCUUCGAGUAACCCUCCAGCCCCAGUAGCUUCCCCUUUAAAUAUGCUGGAAAAGAUCCUUAGUGGCUACAAAUCCGAAGACAUCCAGAAAGCAGUUGGGAAACGUUUGGUAGAGAAUUUAACUCCAUGGCAACUACUCUGCUUUCAAUCUGAGGGUAAAGAUGCAAAUGGUGUACAUUGCUCCUGGCAGAACAGGUUAAAUAUUUUACUAAACCUUUUCAAAGAAUGCAAAGAAGACUUUGAAAGACACUUGGAACCCUUACCAGAAGCUUCAUGUAAUAGAAGUCAAGAGUCUGCACACAAAGAAACUCAAUCUUCUGCUUUAACCAAACAACUAGAAUAUUCUGCCCCAAGUAUUCUCAAGACUGAUUUGGAUCCAGAAAAUGAUGUUCUGCUACAGCCUUCAGAAUCCAAGAAUCAAUCAUUGUACAGUAAUAAUGAUAAUUUAUUUAAUGACGGUGAAGCUGACCAGGUUGUUGCUGACGAAUCUGCACGGGUGAAUAGUGUUAAGGUAUGUGAAUAUCUUGCUAGCUUCCUGGGAGUUACUUCAGGUCUUUACAGGCCAAAGGAACAGUCAAAGACACAGUCGUCACCCAUUCUUUGUGCUGUUGCUUCCACCUCAGGAAUAAGAGAAAAUUUUUUGUCAAACCUGACAAACCCUGGUUCAGUAAAACGCCAUUUGGACUUGGAUGAAAGUGCUGUUGGUGAAACAUCAUCAAAGAGAAUCCAAAGAGAUGCACAAGGAAGUGAAGAAAUUUUGGAACAAAAGAGUACCAUUGCACUUAAUAAUGAUCAAAGUGCACACUGUGACAUUGCAGAAACUGAUGUUUGCACAUAUCCAAAGAAAGUUGAGGAGAGGGACAGUGUUGAUAAUGUCAGCAAGGUCCUUGAGGAUGCUACCCGUAAUUUGGAUCUAUCAUCUUAUAAUCUUUCUUCACAGAUUUCCUCCGAGAAUGAUUUAAAUCCUAGUCAGUUACAAACAUCCAUAUCAUCAACAUCAACAUUGUUGACUACAUCUGAAGGGACCACAAGUUUAUCUACUACUCUCUCUGCCCCACAUUUCCGUAUAUCACUGAAUAAUGAGGGUGUUUCUGUGAGUGACACCACCUUGACUAUGAGCCACACAGCUCCUUGUGUCACGCACACAUCAGCAGUCACCAAUGUAACCUCAAGUUUGCCUAUAGAAGUCCCCCACUUUGCCAGCCAUAACAAUAACUCUGUUUCUGCCAUAUCUUCUUGUAUCCCAUUGUCAAGUAUAGAUACUUCCCUCAUGCCUACCUCUACAAUACCUCAGGUAAAUACAAUACAACAGAUGCCUCUAGGUGACCUAGACAUUACUGCAGAAGAUCUACCACGACUGCUGAGUGAAGGAACAGGGCUAGUGGUUGGUGGUAGUAGUGAUGGAGAUGCCUGUGAUGCACCAAAACUACUGGACACUUCAGGAGACACUACUGACCUGAGUGAGAUGCUUUUCAAGCUUCAAGAAGCUACAGCUGGAAUUAGUCAGAGCCAGGACCCUAACCUUGGCCCACCUGUUUAUCAGGAGCACCUUAUGACAUCAUCACAGCAAAUGGCAUCUCAAAGUCUUAGAACUCAUUCUGAAGUUGCUCUUCCUUCUCAAGGAUACAGUGCAGUAGGACAAACAAUAAAUCCUCACUCUACGUCAAAUUUGAGCUUAAAAUUAGACACGACACAGGUAAAUAAUGAGCCAUCAAUGCCCCGUCUCACAUUCACGGGAGCACUGCAUACUAGUUCCGAUUUUCAUAGCACUUCUGAUAUGACACAGUCCAUCAAUGUCACUGAAGACAAUGGGAAAGUACAGCAAGUUCUGCUCAACCAGGCAAGUAAUCAGCAACAAAAUGUAAACAUAGACCAAAGUGAAACAAGUUUAGUGGGUGACAGAGAAAGGUUAAACAUUGGGUUUAGUGUUUCUGGGUUAGGAAGCAAUGAGUUUGAGGAUCUACUUAAAAGAUAGUUCCAUUUCUAAAAUUUCAUAUGACAUCCUGUAAACUUUGUAGUGUGUUGUGUUUAGAAUUCUAUCACAGCCUCAAAACAAAAUUUUGAAGGUUCUUCAUAUUUGUACAUUCCAACAUACUCACCCAUUCAUUUUUCACUCCAGUUUGCCUUUGAUCUCAUCUUUCAUCCACUCAUCAGUAUUUUUUAGUGAAGAAUUAUUUGUUAAUGUAAUCAUUUAAACCUCAAAAUAUUUUGUUCCCCUUUCUUCACUUCAUGAAUUACAGACAUUGUCUAAUUUUAAUGACCAUAUCAUAUGAAUGACCUUAUAAUCAACUUCACAUACUUAAUAUUAAGGAAGGACUUUAUUUUUAAUAUCCAUAAAUAUAGAUGAAUUCUUUGUUGUCUAAAUAAGUUUAUCUGGUGGCUGGUCAAGUGGCCCCCCUAUCCUAAUAGACCUCGACCAAACCUAAGCAAUAGGUUUUGGGCUGCUUAAGACUGGGUCACUUUCUUAGUGGUUAGAUUGGGACCUAUUAGGAUUAUCGUGCAUUUGAUCAGCAACCAUUCAUCAAACAUUGUUAGUGAGAAAAUUAUAGACUUCAGAUAUUACCCAGUACAUUAUAAGUUUUGAAUGCCACAAACAAACUACAGUAUGUAAUACUGUAGUUUGUUCAUCCCAUGCCUGUUAAGUGUCAGGCUAAAAAUUUAAUAUACAGUUCUGUAAUGAACACGUGACUACCUAAAAUGGGAAGUCGUCUUACAGAUGUAUUUAAGAAUUUUGCACAAAGUGUAAUUCCCAUUAUGUUUAGUUAUUAUGAAAAUUCCUUUUACAAAUUUUUCUUUUGUGAAAUGAAAUUUAAUAUUAUUGCCUUGCCAAUUCUGGUUCACAUCUGAUGCAUACAAACCUAUAUAACCUAUUACUGUAUAGUUGAAUUGGAAUGGUAAUGUUUAAAUAUUUCCAGCUCUGUAUUAUGACUGAUGUACAGUAGUUGACUUACCCUACUCUACAUUCAUUACAGAAUUACUAGCAUGGUUAGGUAAGUGUCCAUAUUUCCUUGUGUGCAGUCUCACAUAUAAAUGUGGAGAAUCUUAUUUUUACGUCUUACUAAUUAGGUAUCCCUCGCGCAAGCUUCAUGGUGCUCAUAUUGCCAUCAUAUUCCCCCCUCCCCCCUCAGCCAUAUUUUUUUGGAUGAUAGCUCAAGAACAACUUCAUGGAUUUGCUCUGAAGGUGCAGCACAAUUGAAUUGGUGUAUUGUAGUGUAUACCAUAUUAAUUUUGGGAGUUGUUCCUCUUUGUUGGUCAUUACAGGAAAUGUGAAGUGCAGCAGUUGAGUGGAUACAGCAUUUGCCUCCUGUUCCAAGGGUCAGUGAUUCAAUUCUCAGGUGCUUCCAGUUCACCCAACUGUAAUUGGGUACCUAAGUUUACAACUUGGGGAAGUGAAGGCGGUCGAGAGCAGUACCGGUCAUGCUGCCUCCUUGUGUACCGAAAGCUUAGUACAGGCAGUCCCCGACUUACGACAGGAUACUUUCCUGGACCCUGAUCGUAAGUCAAUUUGUUGGUAAGUCAGAACAAUGUUAAUUCCUUAGUUUAGGUUAGGUUAAAGCACAACCCUGCCCAUACAUAACAAAUAAUGUAAAUGCUGUAAAUAAAGUGAUGUUAAACAAUAUGGAAUAAUGAAAAUAAUAUAAAAAAUGGGAAUUUAAUUAAAAUUUUUGGCGAUGAAUGGGAUCCUGUUUGUAAGUGCUGAUGAUCGUAAGCCAGACAGCUGUAACUUGGGGACUGCCUGCAUACAGUGUGCUGUAUCCACACUGCCCUGAAUGGAUAGUCAUUUGUGCCUAUGGGAUCAACUUUCACUUUUUUCGCAGCCUGUUUCCAGGCAGUAUAUAUCAAUAAAUGCCUGGACUCAUUUGCUUCAUUUGACAUCAUCAUUUUUUCGUACCAUUUGAUGUGUUGUAUCAUCAUCUUUGGAGUUACUCUUCCAUGGGAAUUAAUAUUCUACAAUUUGUGGGGUUUUUUGCAUUGUUUCUAGACAGUAUUGUAUCUCCCAAUGCUUGAAUUGAUUUACGGGUACUUCAAAAUUGGUACAUGUGAUCUGGGGAUCUUGCAGUUCAAUGCAGUGUACUAGAGCAGUGGUUCUUAAACUUUUUCAUGUGGCAGACCCCUUUGGUGAGUCGAUUCAUUUUCUGUGGAUCCCUUUAAAAAAAAGUGCUUAUGGGCUAAAAUAUGUUCCCAAAUUAUUUAUUAAGUGUUUGACUGGACCUUGAUUAGGUGUCAUAUGGAAUUUAAUCCAGAAAGGUUACAGUAAUUUUUAUGGCUCAGUCAUUACUGUAUUGAGGGUUCACACUUAUAAUUGGGACACACAAGAUGCAAUGGUGAUCUACUGAUAUAAUUUUCACUAGAUUCCUUGGGUCUGGCAUUUUCACGGUGAAUGUCUUGCCUUCGUCUUCUACAUUAAAUUUACUCUGUUAAUUAUAACUCUUGCUUCUUGUGGUAGUUGACACCUCUUUUCCUUAUGUGAGCACCCAACUCCACUCCUGCUCCAUAAAGUUCUUUGACUCCCUGGCAUCACUGGAGGUGAUAUACAAUCCCUUAGACACAGCGGCGGAUGCUGCAUCACCUGGGGUAGCUGUGUGGUGAGUGCAUGUACUAUGCUCCAACUCUCAUGUUUAACUCCAAAAGAAAGGGGUUUUCCUCAUCUUCCAACAGCUCGUUAUCCUCUGAACGAGGGAAGCUCCCAUUAGUUCACCAAAAUCAUAGAAGGGAUCGGUUGUUACGCUCUCCCAAGAAUUGAUGCUGCUUGGCCGGACAUAAUAGAGGUGACACUGUCAUAAACCUAGACACUGUACUUAGAUUUCAAUGAGGGAAUUAUCUUGAAAUCCCAUAUUAUAACAGAGCCUAGAUUGAGCGACUCGGUUUCCUCCCACGACUGAGGUAAGAUGAACCAAAGGUUAAUUUUGAGCAGCAGCAACCCUUGUAUCUGCAGUCUCCUUAUCAGGAUACAGUAAUUGGUUUGAGGGAUAGCAUAACCAAUUUUCAGAUGUCAAUCCUUAUACUAAUAUGGCACAUAUAGACUUCUUAAUUUAAUGGGUUUUCGAGGUUUAUCCUUUUUGGAUAAGUGAUGUGAUUUGGUGUCCAAAAUUUGUGUGUUGAGAGUUAUUCACUGGGAAUCUGGGGACAUGGAGAAAAUUGGUCUACCUUUCUUAAUAAUUAUAAUUUGGGAUUUUCUUUUGGUGUGUUUUCAUGCCAGAGUACCUGUUCCUAACUCACAUUUUGGUCCUGUUUGGAGAACCUCCCCACUAGACCUACUCUUCAGACUGAUUUUGGCGAGUGUGAACUCAGCUUUAAUGCCUUUCCUGUCUUAAAUCCUGUUGUCUUAUGUGUGCAUUAAGGGUUCCUCCUCCUUUGCUGUCAUCUGGCAUGGGUUUCCGUGAUUCAUAUUCAGAAUUUUGUUUUUAUCUGCAAUGAUUUUUAAUACAGUAGUUAUAUUUAAUUUCCUUGGCAAAAGAAGAAUGUGAACAUGGUCUGGACUAAACAUCUCCCUUCUAAAUCUUGCUGGAAGGCUUGAGGCUUGAUGCUUUUGUAUUCUAUUGUGGCUCUGGUUAGUUUAGGGGCAGGUAAAAGAUUUAUUGAGGUGUUAAGACUUACUUUGAAACUCAUCAACAAUUGUUCCAAUCAUUCUAAAGACUGCAACCUCCUUUUAGCAUGAUUCUUUUUAGUCUUUUGGUAGGUUAACACUUGUAAACAAUUUGCAGUCAAUUAACUAUUGUAAGCUGUAGGCAAACUCCAGACUGAUGUUUAAAGAACAUCUAUAUGGUCAUGUUUUUAUGCCUUUGUAUGGGGAUUUUUUCAUUCACAAAAUAUUUCAUAUAUUUUUCAGAAAUUUUAAAUAUAUACAGUACUACUGUACCUGUGUUGGCAGUUGAAUGUUAGGUAUACCGUAUGUACUGUGUAUACUGCACAGUACUUUGUUAUGUCAUAGUGAAAAUACAUGCACAGGAUACAAUAUCUUUCUUCAUAUGACUCCUUGUAUAAUGUCAUCACAAACUUAGUAACAUUAUCAGAGAUAUGUACUGCUGAUUGUGGUCCCCCCCCCCCCACACACACACACAAAAUGCAGUACAGUACCAUGCCUUUUUCUUUUGGACUCUAGUCACUGUUAUGGAGGUAAAAUUACCUUCAUUAUAUUUUAUUGUGUUCUUUUAAAUAACUGCUUCGUAUAACACUGCUGUCUAGGAAAAUUUUUUUUCUUCUGAAUAUAAAGUUUGCAGACUGCCUAUUUUAUUACAGUAUAUGUUCUUUUUUUAUAUGUAUCUGAGUGAAAAAACCUCAUCUACUGUAUAUAGAUUUAUGAUGUAAAACUUUACUCAUAAGGAAAGUCUGACUCCAAUUAACAUCCCACAGUUGAAUUUAAUCAAAGCAUAGUCGGGGUCCUCAUUAUCCAUGGUUAAUUGGGACCUGAAAAACGCCUCUGAUAACGAAUCCGUUUAAAGCGGGGAAUUAAUCCUAUAAGAAAUAAUGGAAAUAGGUCAAAUUGGGACCAUGGCAGUGUACACGACACUCAAAAAAAAAUACUGUAUAUAUAUAUUUUAACAAUUAUUUACCUAAGAAACAUUUAUGAAACAUUUGAUAACACAUUAUUUAAAGAAAUCAUUUAACUUGGUUAUUUAACAUCCUUAAAGUUCAUUGGGGUCAGUGUGUUGAGGCAACAUAGGUUGUGUCAGCGACCCGGUGGUUUGCAGCAACCAUUGCUAGUGGGCACUCACCCUAGUGGUUCAUUGAGACAAAAUACUUAUUAUAAUGUUAAGAAAUAAAUAAUAAUACUGUAUAAUCAAAUAUUUUUAUUUAUUUAGCUUCAAAGGUAGAGAUGUUUGGCUUGAUUGGAUUGAUGGAAGUGUGUGUUGGGGGAUGGAGGAUUAGUCAGAGGAUGAAAAAGAAACGGUACUAGGUGGAUUGUCCACUCCCACUCUUCUUUCGCAUAAUCACUUCUAAUUUUACAUCUAUGCUACAGCUAGUGUGCUUCCUUUUGAGUGCUGCACACCCUGUUUGGGUUGGGAACUCCUUGCUACAAAAAAUUAUUAAAUAAUUCACCACAACAUGCAUGAAAAGACACAAGAAAGGCAGGAGUAAGCACAACACAGCACUGGUCUGGACGAAACAAAGUGGGAGACUGGCGCAGGAACAUGUGUGUGCAUGCAUGAUGCCAGGAAGAGGAUGAAAUUUCAUACACUUCUACUAAAAAUCCGUAGAGUUUAUCGGGAGUUUUAAAUUCGUAGAGUUUAUUGGGAGUUUUUAAUUCGUAGAUUUUAUCCGGAGUUUUUGAGUGGAAUCCACUUAAAUGUGGGGACAUUUUACAUGGAUGGUCACAAAAAGUUGACCACUUAACUGUGAAACCUCAGAUAGUGAAUACCCUUAUGACGAGGACCUCCUGUACUGUAUAAUUAUGAAUUUUUGGGUGUAAUUUAUGUGCAGUGUUAAGUUUUCCAUUACACUUGUAUUGAGUGGAACGCAUAUAAUUAUUUUGAAAGUUUCACUAUACGCUCAGGAUGUAUAAGAUAAAAUUUAUACAGUACCAUUUUUUCCUUACAUCUUGUAUAUUAAUAAGAAUUUUUUGAGUGUGAAAUUAACUCAUGCACUCAUCAAGGUUCCACUACCUUUAGAACCAUUCUUUAAUUUCCAGAAAAAAAGAUGUGUUAACUAAAGAAGGUAAAUCCCCUUUAAAAUCUCAGACAAUGUUCUGAUAAACAUCUAGUGUCGAAUAAUUCCAGAGACCUCUUAAUAUUUCAUUAAUUUCUCAAUGCUUAUCACUAAGUACUGUAUUUGCUUCCUAUAGGUUUUGGAUAUAGAUUCUUUAUGUUCUGUUGUUAAACCAGUUCAGCACAUUCCACCUUAUUUUGACUGUUAAAGAAAUGAGACAUUGAAUGAAAUUUAAAAAAAUGCUGCUGCUGUAAUCCCCCUCCCAGCUUCCUUUUCCAUCUUCAAUAGGUCUCUUGUUCUUCGUUCUAGAAAUGGACACUGUUUCAUUAUCAGUAUAAGACAUGGACAGCUUUUUCAUGAGUGUAGCAUAUGUUCCUCUGCUUGUGAAGUAUGAUAUCUUACAUGGCUAUUCAUUAGGAACGUUUUGGGUAAGUGUCAGACUGAUUUAGGAAGUCACUUGUCCAAUCUAAGGAGUACUGUACUGUACUACUAUACUGAAAAAAUUUCCCUCAAACAUGUUCAGGGUUUGACUGUAAUAAUUGCUCUGUACCAAUAAUUUGAAUUGCAAAAAAACAACAGCAAUGUAAUGAAAUAAAAUCAGCUUUGUUCCCUUGGUGUGGAAAUAUAGUUUGUAUAGUUGUACAUAAUACUUCCUUGUAUAAUUAUGUUUUCACUCAUAAUUAUGUUGGUGAGAACUUGAUAGCUUUAUGUAUGAAUAAUCUCACAUGUAUAUCUGAUUAAUGAGGGUAAUAUGUUGAAAAACAAACAAAAACAAUAGGCUUGAAUUACGAUCACUUACUGUCUACCAAUUAAAUGUUCUUAAUUUUUUUUUAUUGUACCUAGCAUUAAGGUUGUGUAAUCAGUACUUUCUGAUAAUGUCAAGGGCUGUGGUCUCACAUUAUCUUAAUACUAAUGUGUACGCACAUUUGAAAUACUCAUUAAUUGCAAUAUACCAGUGAAACUAACCAUGUGUACAAUAUAUAUAUACAGUAUAUAUAUAUAUAUAUAUAUAUAUAUAUAUAUAUAUAUAUAUAUAUAUAUGAAGUACUGAGGCUUUUUAGAUUGUGUAUUUGAAUGAAGGUUUAUGAUUUCUGGGUGCAUUAAAUGUACUCUUGCCUGUGGUCAGGAUUAAAUUGUGGCUUUGUAGUCCAGUAUCAUAAAUUACUUUCCACCAGAUAAUGGGUUGUGCAGUGUGGUGCAGGUUUAGAAUUUUACAGUGGCCAUAGCCAUUACGGCUCUCAGACUGGCCAUGAUAUUCCUCGCAAAAAUACCCUCUUCAUAGGCACAGUGUUGUGCCCUUCUGUUUUGGUCAUUGGUCCCCUACCAUGAACUUCCAGGCCUGAUGUUGUGUUUCAUUUAGCUAAAUUGUCCUGUAUGAUGCAUAAAAAUUAAAGCAUAAUUCACAGUUGCAGAUAAACCAGAUUCAGUAACUAGGAAAGCUCAAAUUGUAUUCAAAUAACUUGUAUUGUAAGAAAAUUCUAAUUAUUUCGGUCUUUACAGGAAAUUUGGAUUGAUAUAUUGCUGAACAUUAGUUUUAGGCAUAACGAUAAACUGUAAAGAAUAAUAAAUGGUAUUAUAUAUUAAA
Homarus americanus (American lobster) is the source of this 12487-nucleotide messenger RNA. RefSeq lists its product as uncharacterized. Bases 140 to 5230 code for a protein of 1696 amino acids. The record is from RefSeq and is a predicted model, not a curated record. Lineage: Eukaryota; Metazoa; Arthropoda; Malacostraca; Decapoda; Nephropidae. The transcript has 9 exons.